AUGGCUUACCAAUCUCUUGCUUUCUUGGCUCUCAUCAUUGUCGCUGUCACUGGUGUUGUUGCUCAGGGUCCUACCUCCUCCACUCCAGCUCCCACCACCUCCUCCACUCCAGCUCCCACCACCUCCUCAUUUGAUUCCUCCACUCCCUCGUCUUCAUCUUCACUUGAUUCAACCACCACCACCACCACGACCACCACCUCCUCCUCCUCAGGUUCCUCUGCUGAUUCCCCAUCAAUCUCAGUGGCUCCUGGAUUGGCACCCGAUUCCUAUGCUCAAUCACCAACGACCGCAGCAUCUCCCACCGGUUCUUCUGCUGAGACUUCUCGCUUCUUUACAAAUGGGUUUUUUGGUUGA
This is a messenger RNA of Cucumis sativus (cucumber), 354 nucleotides long. RefSeq names its product putative protein TPRXL. The coding region runs from base 1 to 354 and encodes 117 amino acids. The transcript has a single exon. NCBI's taxonomy places the organism in Eukaryota, Viridiplantae, Streptophyta, Magnoliopsida, Cucurbitales, Cucurbitaceae. The record is from RefSeq and is a predicted model, not a curated record.